AUGGCAGAAGCAAUCACCAUUGCCCUUUCACUCACUGGUAACUUCUGCUAAACGUGUUCCUUUAACAUGAAUUUCCAUCUGAUUUCAGAGAGCUGGAUAUGAUUUCCACGAGGGUGAUGGACAUUAAGCUUCGGGAGGCUGCCGAGGGCCUUGGGGAGGAUAGCACAGUGGACAGGAUGCCCAAGAAAUAUUGGCGCACACGAGAUGCCCAGUGUGUGCAGAGGGAGUCGAGGGGCAUGCUGGGCAGCCGGGCCCUAUCCCACGACAGUAUUUUCAUUCCUGAGUCUGGACAGGACCCUACUCGGCCUGUGCGGGUGUUUUCCCAAGAAAAUGUGUGUGAUCGCAUUAAAGCUCUGCAGUUAAAAAUACAGUGUAAUGUCAAAAUGGGGCCACCACCUCCUCCAGGGGGGCUUCCUGCCAAGCGGGGAGACGAUGCUGGCAUGAGCUCUGAGGACGACGGACUACCCAGGAGCCCCCCAGAGAUGUCUCUGCUGCAGGAUGUGGGUCCUGGCACAACUAUAAAGGUCUCUUUAGUGUCCUCAUCCCGGCCAGUGUCUCCAGACCACGUGAGCGACACCACGGUCUCCCCCCGGACCUCUGACAGCAGCCUGGUGCCCGUGGCUGAUUUUAGUUACCCUCCGGAAUUCUCCUCCUGCCUGGACAACUCUGCAGCCAAGCACAAGCUCCUGGUUAAGCCCCGCAACCAGCGGUCGAGUAAAAUGAGGCGGCUGUCUUCGCGUGCACAGUCUGAAUCCCUGAGCGAUCUGACUUGCACCCCAGAGGAGGAGGAAUUUGAUGAGAAGCCAUUACCCGAAGUCAGCACAGAAGAGAGCUCCAGCUCUGGGCAGCAAGACAUGGUGCUGGACAGAGGCCCUGAGCCCAGGGGAGCAGCCACCUUGCUGCAACCUGGAGGGCCCCGUGCUAGACGCGCCCGCCUGCAGCACUGCCCAGCGCUCAGUGCCAGCGUUGAGGAGGGGAGCUGCCCUGGGGAUGACCUCUCAAGCCGCCUGGCCACCCCAGAGGCCACUGAGCCCGUGUCAGUCCCAGCUCCCUGCUUGGAGUCCCCAUCUCUGCCAGAGGGAUCCCCACACCCUAGUCCCGAUGGGGAAAACCAGGAGGAGGGACUGUCCACCACAGAAGCAGGUCCCCCAGCUGGGGACACAGCUGGCGAGGUGCUUUGUGCUCCUGGAGACGUCAGAAGUUCAUUAUCUAUUUCAGUCCCUUUGGGGAACACAACACCUCCCGAGAUUGUCACUACUGCCACCUUGGAGAUGCUCUCUGGUCCAGACGGGCCAGACCAAAGUGUUCCAAAGGAAGCGGAGCCGCGGCUGGAAGUGACCCGGCCGGAGGGGACCGGGAAAGACCCUGCCCCGGCGCCCGCCCCGAGCCCCCCGGCGCCCAAGAGCUGCCUGAAGCACAAGGCCUCGGCCCCCUACUCAGGAAUCAAUAGUGAAGUGGCCCACCCCUCACCCAUGCUGAAGGUGAUGGCAGCACCUUCUGCAGGCUGA
Galeopterus variegatus (Sunda flying lemur) is the source of this 1508-nucleotide messenger RNA. RefSeq lists its product as uncharacterized. NCBI's taxonomy places the organism in Eukaryota, Metazoa, Chordata, Mammalia, Dermoptera, Cynocephalidae. The coding region runs from base 99 to 1508 and encodes 469 amino acids. The record is from RefSeq and is a predicted model, not a curated record. The transcript is spliced from 7 exons.